Chaetura pelagica (chimney swift) is the source of this 966-nucleotide messenger RNA. RefSeq names its product zinc finger protein 474 (gene ZNF474). Lineage: Eukaryota; Metazoa; Chordata; Aves; Apodiformes; Apodidae. The record is from RefSeq and is a predicted model, not a curated record. The coding region runs from base 1 to 966 and encodes 321 amino acids. The transcript has 4 exons.
AUGGAAACAAAGAUCAAGACAACGAAUGUGAACAAAACUGGUAACAAUCUGCCAACUGCUGGAGAGACCCCUGCUAGUGUCUCUAGCAUCUUACCUUCAGAGCAGGUUUCACCAUCUAAUGUGUCAGAUCUUAGCAGAAUUUUGCCUAACGUUGUACAUCUAGAAGCUGGACCCCAGAAAAGGCGACCAGGCACUGCAAUAAUAUCAAAACGGUCAGAUUCUUCAAACAUGUCUGGGACACCACUGAAUCUGCCCGUCAUACCUCCAAGAAGACCUGGUUUCAGGGUAUGCUAUAUCUGUGGCAGAGAAUUCGGGUCACAGUCUAUUUCUAUACAUGAGCCCCAGUGCCUAGAGAAGUGGCAUACUGAAAACAAUCAGCUACCAAGGCACCUCAGAAGACCAGAGCCCCGGAAACCUGAGGUCCAUACUGCUGGUUCCCACAAGCUUACAGAUGAAAAUGAGGCAGCUUAUCAGAGUGCUCAAGCUCAACUCCUGCCCUGUGGAAACUGUGGACGAACCUUCCUUCCUGACCGUCUUAUUGUGCACCAAAGGAGCUGUAGAGGAGGUAGCGGUGGUGCGAGACUCCCAAGCUCUGGAUCUGGCACAGCAAUGACUGGCUUGGAGUCCAGUCCUGCACAAGUGAUAAGACGGCCACCAACAGUGAUUUGUUACAUAUGUGGCCGGGAGUAUGGAACAAAAUCUAUUAGUAUCCAUGAGCCACAAUGCCUUAAAAAAUGGCACCAAGAGAAUGACAUGCUGCCCAAGCACCUGAAAAGGCCAGUGCCCAGAAAACCUGAAGUCAAUCCCAUAAAAGCCAAAGGUUUCUAUGAUCUCGAUGCUUUAAAUGAGGCUGCCUGGACCAGCGCCCAGAACCAGCUAGUUCCAUGUGAUAUUUGUGGGCGUACUUUUCUUCCAGACAGACUGAUUGUCCACCAGCGGUCCUGUAAACCGAAACCUGCAAAGUGA